Molecule: messenger RNA, 432 nt
Organism: Phyllotreta striolata
Lineage: Eukaryota; Metazoa; Arthropoda; Insecta; Coleoptera; Chrysomelidae
Source: the annotation of a GenBank genome assembly
AUGCCGAGGCUCCGGAGGGAAAUCGCGAUUAAGUUCGUCGCGGCCUUUUUGGUCUUCUGCUUCGCCGAAUGCGCUGCUGGGUCCUGCCUAAAUUACGGACACGCCUGUUGGGGAGCUCACGGAAAACGAAGCGGUACUUCCCGGGAUACCGAAGAGGUCCCGGUUCCCAAUAACCUACAAACCAGAUGGUUCUUGUCCAAAUUGAUACAGGGCCCAGUGGAUUUUCGUUACCUAAGAGACGAUUUCGAUGGCGGCGCCAAGCUCGGCGGGGACCGUUUGUUCCCGGACGAAGAAAUGGAGAAUCCCACGGGGGACAUGAGGUUGCGUAAAAAUGCGGAUCAGAUAUUCGAAGACAGCUUUUUAAAUGGAGUCGAGAGCAACAGGAUACGAUUACCCAAAGUUUUGGACAAGCGAUCAACGAAAUUGAAUUAG